Chelmon rostratus (copperband butterflyfish) is the source of this 2557-nucleotide messenger RNA. Its product is annotated as mpv17-like protein. The coding region runs from base 153 to 803 and encodes 216 amino acids. The record is from RefSeq and is a predicted model, not a curated record. Gene Ontology annotation, cellular component: cytoplasm; membrane. The transcript is spliced from 4 exons. NCBI's taxonomy places the organism in Eukaryota, Metazoa, Chordata, Actinopteri, Chaetodontiformes, Chaetodontidae.
GUGUUCGUGAUGCCGCGGAGGUUUCCAGACUGAGAUGACGUCCGUGUAAUUUGUGACAUUUAGCUUGCUAACUCACACAUUAAGCUAAGUACGUUUUUUUAAUAACACCAUUUCAUCUCAUUUCAUUCCACUGGGCGACAGUAACUAAAACAAUGCGAAAGGCGUUGCUGAGACAUGUCCGUCGGUUUCCGUGGGUCACCAACGUUACACUGUACGGCUGCCUGUUCGCUGGGGGGGACUUCGUCCACCAGUGGUUUUCGCGGAGGGACAACAUGGACUGGACCCACACACGGAACGUCGCCGUGCUCGCCUUCAGUUUCCAUGGCAACUUCAAUUUCUUCUGGAUGCGGUUCCUGGAGCGGAGGUUUCCCGGGAAUUCCGCCGGGAUGGUGAUGAGGAAGCUGUUCCUGGACCAGACCACAGCGGCGCCCCUGGCCACCAGCGUCUUCUACACAGGUCUCAGCGUCUUGGAGGGCAAGGAGGACAUCACAGAAGACUGGAGAGAAAAGUUCCUGAAUACAUACAAGACGGGGCUAAUGUUCUGGCCAUUUAUGCAGUUUACAAACUUUGCCUUGGUGCCUCUAUACUUGCGGACCACCUUCACCGGCUGCUGCGCCUUCGUCUGGGCCACCUUCCUUUGCUUCUCGCGUCAGAGCGGCGACGGCACGGCUGGCGCUGCACUGGCAUGGAUGUUCCCCCCUAAAGAGGAUGAAGCAGAAUCCGUAAAGGAGAAAGUAGACUCUGAGGAGAGCAAAGACGCUCCCAAAGAGGCAACCGUAGCAUCUAAGCCUGCUCAGAACUGAAGAGUGUAGAAUCAGCAGCUUUAAAACGGAAACAGAAACGACCACGCUCUGAACAAGAGCUGAAAAUGUGCGUCCUCAUGAUGCCGUAAGGUGCUUUAAGAAACAACAUCCAGCAAAUGGAAUGUAUAUACAAUAUGUUUUUCAGUAUUCAUACAGCACAUCACCCCCAUUAGAAAAUAUCAUCCACUCCUACUUUUCCAUCCCACAGAGAGCCAUCGCCAUGCUGUAUUUCUCAUCCAUCAGGUUUAGUUUUUUUAUUUUUCAUAACUGCAAUCUUGUGUUCUCACAUUUAGAGAAAGAGAGUUCCCUUAUUCAAUUGGAUCAUGCUUAAUACAGGACAUCUGUAUCUGGGACAGAAGCUGUGAUGAUGGCUGGGUCGAUGUCCCAGAGCCCUCUGCCUCACAGUGGGACAGAAUUACUUCCACAAUGUGGAGUGGCAGCUAAUGUGUUAACGUAGAUUUCUAACUUCGUAAACUUUUAAGUAUCACUCUCUCACAAGUGCUUCAACUGUUAUCUGCGACUGCAACAGAGUGCCUGAUCUGGAAGGACGAUCUGUUUUGGUUCCAGUUUGCAUUCUGGUACGAGAUGUACCAAAUAGUUGUACAGGUGUACACAGGUACCAAUAAUCCAUUAUAUACUAGAGUUUAUUUGUAUAUUAUUAAUGUAAAGGUAUAUACUUUAUACAUAAGGACCAUAAUGAGCUGCACAAACAGGAGAUGUAUGUUCACAAACAGUGCAUCAUUCAAAGCACAAAAAACCCAAAACACUAAAACAUAUCUGAGAAAACAUUUUUCAGUUCCAUAUUCUCAACCAUUGUUUAUCUCUGUUGCGGUUGUGAAGUACUGAAGAUUACUUUCACUUUGUCUAAUAAUGAUUGAUGAACCAUUUACUUGAAUGUGGAAAUGCUGCCUGCCUGUUGUCGUACUUUGUUAACGUGAUAACCUUGAGUGCUCUCUGUUGUCCCUCUUUGCACCAUUUCCUUAUUUUUCAGUGCAGUUUGCUGUUCUGUUUUUGUUUUUUGGACGUCUUAGUGAAAACGUUUCCUCGCCUGCAGUGAUUCUUGAAAUGUAACGUCAGAUACCUCCACCAAGCAGUUUGCCAUAGAGGUCAUUUUUUAAAUAGUGUUCAGCUGAGUACAAGAGCUGACUUCUCUACCUGUGUACAGAAUUUAAAAGGUCUAGGGCAAACUUCUCUCUUCCAUCUUAGGCAGACAAUUAACAAAAAAUACCCUUUCAUUCACUUGUGUUCCCAUGUAUUCCUGAACCUCUCACAGAGAGGUGUGUCUAUUUUUGUGUUUCUGAAAUGGUCGAGUCUAAAAUGUACACGGGAAUUAAUACUGUGAAUAAUAACAACAAUAAUAAUACAGUCUUUGAAAUGGGGUACAGAAAAACAAUGCAAUCUCUACAGCGGUUUGAUCCGUUUUAUUUGACAUUAAAUUGCACCCUUAAGCAUAAUAAUUUAAUAUUAUUGUAGUGUUAGAGUGUUAGUUUGUAAUUAAUAUUAUAUGCUAAUGUGUUACACUCGAACUGGAAACUAUAUUCCCUUUGGACAUAUCAGUAACUGAAGACUGGGUAAUACUGCCAACUCAUUCACAGCUUGGUUUGGUACUUUAACACAGUCUGAAAUUUCUCUUGACUGGUUUUGAUAUCACUAUUGAUCAGUGCCACUGGCUGUAAUGUAUUGAAACAAUGAUUUGAUCACAUUUUGCACUUUAGCUGCACUAACUGGUAGAAAUGAAUGACAUUUAUUGUUGA